UAGACUGUAACAUGUCGUAACAACCAGGAAGAUCGCAAUUCGAUGAAAAUAUAUAUUUAUAUAUUUCGAAUAACAUAAAAUCAAACACUAAAAUAUUUCAAAUACCACCUUUUUUGUUGCAAAGCAGACAAUAGACGGAUAUAGACAUUAUCCAAGUUUACACAGUAUGCAUCAGGAAUUUUACCAGCGAAAAUUUAUUACAACAAAUAUACAUUAAAACAAUUAUUUGGUACCCCGUCGAAGGCCCCUGUCCCCACUACACUUUAGCCUUUAUCGGAGCCCAAAGGAGUACCGAUCCGUGAACUCGCUAGCUGUACAUACGACAACCCUCUGGUAGACUUGUUUUCGAUAGAAAGUUUUGGACACUUUCGGAUAUACAGAAAGGGCACAAGUAAUCAAGGAUGUCGGAACUACUGGGAUUCGUCCCAAGUUUUUCGAAACUUCGGGGGAAGCCGAACGAUGAUUGGAUAGACCGAAUGAGUCACGUGUAUACUGUGGUAGUCUUGGUGAUCUUCACAGUGUUGGUCAGUUCAGGCCAAUUCUUCAAAGACCCGAUACAAUGCUGGCAUCCUGCAGAGUUCAAGGACUCGAUGGAGUCGUAUACAAAGUGGAACUGUUGGGUUAAAAACACGUACUAUGUCCCAAUGAGUGACAUUAUCCCAGAAGACAUUUCGGACAGACAGGAAGCGGAAAUUACAUAUUAUCAAUGGGUACCGUUGAUACUUUUAUUCCAAGCGUUCCUCUUCAAGUUCCCCAACAUGAUAUGGAGGAUUUUUAAUGGUGGAUCUGGAUUAAAUCUGGACAAAGUUGUACGAUUUGCAGAGAAGACACAGUUGGUCAGUCCCGCUGACCGUGACGACACUAUCAACAGUCUGGCCAGGUUUAUGGACAAGUGGCUGGACUCUAAUAAAGAACACAGAUGGAAUGUCGUAGUUCGGACCAAGCACCAGAUAUCCCGGUUCAUGUGCUUCUUUUGCAACAAGCGGGCCGGGAAGUAUUUGACGGCGAUGUACUUGUUUGUCAAAGUCUUAUAUGUGGCUAACGCCAUCGGUCAGCUUUUCCUACUCAACGCCUUCAUGUCGACGUCUUUUAACUUCUAUGGAUUCGAAUUUCUGGAUAAUCUCAAUUCGGAUCGUCCAUGGAGAGAAUCCCCUCGCUUUCCGAGGGUCACUCUAUGUGAUUUCCAGAUCCGCCAGCUUCAGAACAUCCAGAGGUUCACAGUGCAGUGUGUGCUCCCAAUCAAUCUGUUCAACGAAAAGGUCUUCAUAUUUAUCUGGUUCUGGCUCAUCUUCAUCGCGGUUCUCGCUUGUAUCAAUCUCUUCCGAUGGUUGUACCUCAUCGUCUUUGCUAAGAACAAAAUCGAUUACAUAAAGAAAUAUCUUAAAAUCAACAACGAACUUCAUACCAACUUUGACAAGAAAAUGUGCACACGAUUCGCUGAGAAUUAUCUCCGUGACGACGGUGUAUUUGUACUCCGAUUGGUCGCGAAAAACUCCACGGACAUUGUAGUCACCGACCUCGUGCGUGACCUCUGGAAAAUUUUCAAAGAGAAACAGAGUACAAAGAAGAACGAAUUGGAACCGACCGAGAACAAUUUCGACGACGCAAAAGAGAAAGAACCGUUGACAUGACAAUGUCCAUGCUGCAACACUGACGACGUCAAGUGACACGUGACUAUCACGUGACAGUUUUUUUUUUUAUAAAUAGGCGGGAAAAACAGCAGACGGACCGGUGUGGCAGCAGGUAUCGGUAGUAUAGUAGGGUUUCCGGUAACUCCCCAGACCCAAUUUCUUCAAAGCUUGAUUAGAUUAUCGAUUGUAUUAAAAAUAAUCAAAAUUACGUUUUUGAAAUUUAUAUAUAAAAUCCCUAUGUUUUACGAAUUAUGUUCGUAUGCGGUUACUUCUAUUUGGGGG
Mizuhopecten yessoensis (Yesso scallop) is the source of this 1913-nucleotide messenger RNA. RefSeq names its product innexin unc-9-like. The record is from RefSeq and is a predicted model, not a curated record. NCBI's taxonomy places the organism in Eukaryota, Metazoa, Mollusca, Bivalvia, Pectinida, Pectinidae. The transcript has 3 exons. Bases 402 to 1631 code for a protein of 409 amino acids.